AUGCCAUUUGGCAUUUCAAGCGCCCCAGGGUUAUUUCAAAAAUUUAUGGAGGAAGUAAUCGUUGAUAUUCCCCAUUGCGCCGUUUACCUCGACGAUAUAAUUGUGUCAGGUCAAAAUGAUGACGAACACAUAACCAAUGUCAAUAUGGUUUUUCAACGCUUGCGGCACCACGGGUUACAAUGUAAAUUAGAUAAAUGUAGUUUCGCACAAAAGCAAAUAGAAUACGUGGGCCACAUUAUAGACGAUAAGGGUAUCCAACCUUCAGAAAAGCGUGUCGAUGCGAUCAAAAAUAUGCCUAGACCACAAAACGUGACCGAAGUAGAGGCAUUUAUUGGCAAAGUAAACUAUUAUAAUAAAUUUAUUGAUAGUUUUUCAACAAUUGCAGCGCCGUUAAAUAGGCUGCGAAGAAAAAGUUCUGUAUUUCAGUGGGGAAAAGAAGAGGAGAGUGCCUUCCAAUCUCUUAAGAACUCGAUCGUUGAAGCUACUCGACUAGUUCAUUACGACGACAAUCUACCUAUCAUACUCGCCGUGGAUGCAUCCAAGCUGGGUGUUGGCGCGGUCUUAUCGCAUCGUUUCAAGAAUGGUGAGGAAAAGCCAAUCGCACACGCAUCGAAGACACUAAACAGCAGUCAGAUAAAUUAUUCACAGGUGGAAAAAGAGGCUUUGGCCAUUAUCUACGGCGUAACUAAAUUCCACCAAUAUCUCUACGGGAGAAAAUUCGAGCUUUUCACUGAUCAUCAAGCACUUACAACGUUGUUUAAUCCCGCAAAAAGGCUACCGGUUAUGGCAUUACACCGUAUACAACGUUGGGCUAUUGUACUUCAAGCAUACAACUAUACAAUCCGAUAUAAGAAAUCUUUUCAAAACGCUAAUGCAGAUGCGCUCUCGAGAUUGCCAUGUGGUGAGGACCCUGAAUUUGACAAAGGGGAAAAUAGUGUUUUUAGCAUCGAUGUAAACUAUGAAGCCGCUGUCAAUAGCUUUCCAAUAACGGAUCACGUUAUUAAACAAAUGACUGAAGAGGAUGAAACUUUGAAGCUGGUGCUCAAAUAUGUGCUUGACGGAUGGCCUCAGCAUGCGAUUCCAAAAAGCCUUCUGCCAUACUUCAAUCGAAACCUGUGCUUAUCAGUACAGAAUGGCGUACUACUGUUGCAUACCGACUACACUCGAGUUAUCAUACCUAAACAACUUCAAGGCAGGGUAUUAACGAUGCUCCAUGACGGACACUGGGGCAAAAGCCGCAUGAAAGAGAUGGCUAGACGGUAUGUUUGGUUUCCUACGAUCGAAAAAGAAAUUGAAAAAAUAUAUGACAACUGCUCUAUAUGUCAAUCGACUGCAUCGUUGCCUAAACGCGAAUUUUCAAAAUGGCCGGAAGCAACACAGCCAUGGGAGCGAAUACAUUUGGACUUCGCAGGCCCAUUUUAUAACCGCAUGUGGUUGAUUAUUGUGGAUUCAUAUUCUAAGUUUCCUUAUGUAAUUGAGCUAUCGGCAGCAACUACAACAACGACCGUAGCCGCUCUUCAGAAAAUUAUUUCCGUCGAAGGGCUUCCGUGCACCAUUGUUACGGACAAUGGAACGCAAUUUACCUCGCACGAGUUUCAACAAUUCUGCAAACGGAACUCUAUCCAACAUCUUACAACUGCACCAUUCCAUCCUGCCUCAAAUGGGUUAGCAGAAAGGUUCGUGCGAACUUUUAAAGAAGCUUUUGUGAAAAUAAUGAAAACAGAGCAUCAGACCGAGCGUGCUUUGUACAAGUAUCUUACCACUUUUCGAACCACACCUAAUCCGGUCUCUGGCAAGUCGCCAGCAGAGCUACUUCAUGGUCGCCAACCACGAACAAUACUAGCGGCCAUGUUCCCAACGUCGGCUCAGCGCCAAAAGUCAGAAAGUAAAUUUGUAUCCGGUGCACGAGUUUGGGCUCGAAGCUAUGCAGGGCCAUCACGUUGGGUUGAAGGAAAAAUACAACAGAUACUGG
Molecule: messenger RNA, 1972 nt
Organism: Rhagoletis zephyria (snowberry fruit fly)
Lineage: Eukaryota; Metazoa; Arthropoda; Insecta; Diptera; Tephritidae
Biological process (GO): DNA integration
Molecular function (GO): nucleic acid binding
Source: RefSeq, a predicted model, not a curated record